Molecule: messenger RNA, 680 nt
Organism: Entelurus aequoreus (snake pipefish)
Lineage: Eukaryota; Metazoa; Chordata; Actinopteri; Syngnathiformes; Syngnathidae
Gene: msc
Product: musculin
Exons: 2
Coding region: 117-518 (133 amino acids)
Biological process (GO): regulation of transcription by RNA polymerase II; skeletal muscle tissue development
Molecular function (GO): protein dimerization activity; RNA polymerase II transcription regulatory region sequence-specific DNA binding; DNA-binding transcription factor activity, RNA polymerase II-specific
Source: RefSeq, a predicted model, not a curated record
GGCCGUAGGCAUGUUUGGCUUUCAGAGAGCGCCACCGUCAAAGUGGCCUUCAGAGGACUCGGCUUGAAGCCGGUCGGACAACUUUGACACUAAAAACUCCUACAGAGCAGGUGGAUAUGUCCACUGGCUCGUCGGCGAGCGAUGCUGAGGACUACGAUGCAUCGUGUCUCAGAAGAACGGAAGAUGACGGAGGACACAAACAGUCCAAGAAGGACCCUCGCCAGUCUCACAGAGACGCGGCCAACGCCAGGGAGAGGGCAAGGAUGAGAGUGCUGAGCAAAGCUUUCUCCAGACUUAAAACCAGCCUGCCGUGGGUACCGGCGGACACCAAGCUGUCCAAACUGGACACCUUGCGUCUCGCCUCCAACUACAUCUCACACCUACGACAGCUCCUGCAGGAGGAGGACAGCUGUGUGCAGCCGUCCACUCUGACGUGGCCAUUUCUGACAUCAGCGCACUCAGAGGACCAAGACAUGUCCACCACUGGAAGAUUUUGUGGAAGACUUUUGUUUGAUUAAUGUCAAAAGUGAGCAUGAUUUUGUUCGAGCUGUGCAUGGUGCAGAUGUACCUAACAUUGUGGGCAAGAGUAAGAGAGUGGAAAACAAAAGGAGUAGUUUUCAUCAGGUUGUUGUCAAGUUGCAGCUGUUCAUGUUUCCCAGACUUCCUUGGAUGCUUGGAGU